Messenger RNA from Suillus paluster, 2386 nucleotides. RefSeq names its product aconitase family-domain-containing protein. Gene Ontology annotation, cellular component: 3-isopropylmalate dehydratase complex. Gene Ontology annotation, biological process: L-leucine biosynthetic process. Gene Ontology annotation, molecular function: 4 iron, 4 sulfur cluster binding; 3-isopropylmalate dehydratase activity. Lineage: Eukaryota; Fungi; Basidiomycota; Agaricomycetes; Boletales; Suillaceae. The record is from RefSeq and is a predicted model, not a curated record. Bases 1 to 2283 code for a protein of 760 amino acids. The transcript has 9 exons.
AUGCCUGGUACAGUCACUGGUCCCCGAACGCUCUACGAUAAAAUCUGGGACGAUCAUGUUGUAGAUGUGAACGAAGACGGCCUUGCCCUCAUUUACAUCGAUCGUCACCUUGUGCAUGAGGUCACGAGUCCUCAGGCUUUUGAAGGCCUAAAGAAUGCCGGGAGGCCCGUUCGACGACCGGACUGUACACUCGCUACUGUGGAUCAUAAUAUUCCCACCAUUUCCCGGAAAAGCUACAAAUCUGUGGAUACCUUCGUCGCCGAGCCAGACUCGCGGGCACAGGUCAUGCAACUGGAAGAGAACGUCAAGGACUUUGGGUUGACUUAUUUUGGGCUAUCUGACAAGCGUCAAGGUAUCGUGCAUGUCAUUGGUCCCGAGCAAGGCUUCACGCUGCCUGGCAUCACUUGCGUGUGCGGUGAUUCACAUACCUCAACACAUGGCGCAUUUGGUUCCCUGGCGUUCGGUAUCGGAACUUCCGAGGUGGAGCACGUUCUCGCUACCCAAACUCUCUUGCAGAGGAAAGGUAAAAAUAUGCGCAUCACCGUCGAUGGCGAGCUCGCGGAAGGCGUUGGCUCAAAGGAUGUCAUUUUACACAUCAUUGGUAUCAUCGGGACGGCUGGUGGUACCGGUAGUGUCAUCGAGUACGCCGGCUCGGUAUUUCGCACCAUGAGCAUGGAAGCUCGCAUGAGUGUUUGCAAUAUGAGCAUCGAAGCCGGUGCUCGUGCAGGCAUGGUUGCACCCGAUGAGAUUACCUUUGCCUAUUUGCGGAACCGUCCCCUCGCUCCCAAGGGCGAGGAAUGGGAUCGUGCGGAGGCAUACUGGAGCACUCUCAGGAGUGACGAGGGUGCUAAGUUUGACAUUGAGGUCAAUAUUAAUGCCGCUGAUAUCCCUCCUACCGUCACCUGGGGCAACUCUCCCCAGGAUGUUGUCGCAAUUACUGGGAAGGUCCCCGAUCCAUCCACCAUGUCCGACCCUUCGAAACGUGCCUCCGCAGAGCGAGCCUUGGCUUAUAUGGGCCUGCAGGCAAACACGCCAAUGGAGGAUCUUUCCCUUCAGAAAGUGUUCAUUGGAUCCUGUACAAACAGCCGCAUAGAAGAUCUCCGAUCCGCUGCCCGGAUCGUCCUUGCUGCCGGUCCCGAUGCUAAGGUCGCCCCAAAUGUACAUGCGAUGGUCGUUCCUGGAUCCGGUCUGAUUAAACAGCACGCUGAGGCGGAAGGGUUGGACGCUAUCUUCAAACGUGCAGGGUUCGACUGGCGUGAGGCUGGUUGUUCAAUGUGCCUUGGUAUGAAUCCAGACCAGUUGGCGCCUGGUGAGCGGUGCGCCAGUACUAGCAAUCGCAAUUUCGAAGGCCGUCAGGGUGCUGGUGGUCGCACGCACCUUGUCAGCCCUGCGAUGGCUGCGGCAGCAGCCAUGACGGGCAAGCUGACAGACGUUCGCAAAUUUUUGGGUGCAGAUGCGGAGGAAAAGAUUGCUGCUGGUCCAAAGUUGAAUCUCGCGAGUGCCUUCGACUUCUUGACCGAGUUUACUGAACCUGCGACGGAGCCUGAGCGCCUGUCGCAUACCCAGACCGCAAUCCCAUCCACUUUGCCGCCUGCUUCAUCCCCCUCUGGUGUAUCGAAGUUCAUCAUUGUGAAGGGCAUUGCUGCGCCCUUGCACAUCGACAAUAUUGACACCGACAUGAUAAUCCCGAAGCAGUUCUUGAAAACUCUGAAGCGGACCGGUCUUGCCAACGCUUUAUUCUUUGCUCAGCGCUUUGACCCGAAAACCGGGGAGAAGACGAAUUUCAUCCUUAAUAAGUCUCCAUACGAUCAAGCGAAGAUUCUCAUCUGCACUGGCAAAAACUUUGGUUGUGGUAGCUCUCGCGAGCACGCAGCUUGGGCUCUGAAUGACUUCGGAAUCCGCUGCGUUAUCGCGCCAAGCUUUGCGGAAAUCUUCCGUAACAACACGAUGCAAAAUGGCAUGCUUCCGUUGCCCUUGUCUGUAGAGGACUGCAAGGACCUCGCUACGGACGCAGAGGCAGGCGUGGAAAUCGAGGUAGAUCUCGAUAAGCAGGAAGUUAGACGCGGUGGGAAGCCGGCUAUCGCCUUCAGCGUUGAUCCAUUUAGGCGGCACUGCCUUGUCAACGGGUUAGAUGAUAUCGGCCUGACGCUGCAGAGGGAGGAGGCGAUCUCUUCAUUUGAGGAGAAACGGAGUGCUCUCUGGUCGUGGUUAGAUGGAUUCGGAUACCAGGGUCAGAAAAUUCCUGUUGCGGGUACAAAACCGGGUAAGAGGAUGGAAUGGUAAAGUGCUGUACUAUUCACGAUAAUUCAAUGGGAUGAAUUUGGUUCCGCUAAUUGAAACAAAGGAUAAUACUAGUACCGUUGUUUGACCGUUGUCAUCUUGUCCA